CAUCCACAACACCGUAUAUAUAGGUACCUUAUUGUUUACAAAUUGGUGUGCAAAUAUUCGCUCACAUGGCACAGAUGUGGCCACUGUACGAGUGGUUCCAGUAAUCUCCGUCUCGGCCUCCGAUUAGAAGUGCAGAAACAUCGAUGUGUGCGUCAAUCGAUGUUUAAAAAAAAAACAUCGAGUGAAACAUCGAUGUUUCAAAAAUAAAACAACUGGAAUUUAACAAUAUGACAAGAUUUUAUUCGAGAUCUGUGAUAAACAAAUAAAUAAAUAAAGUAUGUUAGUACAUUAUAUGUUAUUCCGAAUAUUUUAUCAAUAACCUAAUAAAAGAAGGUCUUGGCGCCAAUUGGAUGCAACGUGACUUAAUUUUUUGCGCCAAUUUAAAAAUGCAUGUGUGUAAGUAAAUUUGCAGCUUGGACUGCAAUGAUUAAAAACUUACUAUUCAGGUAGUUGUCUGUCCUGCAUCUAUCUACAUUAACCAGCACCACGACUAGAAACCCUACAUUGAAUUAAAUAUUUAGUUAAUUAUAAAAAAAAACAAUUGAAAACUUCUCUUACAAUUUCUUUGUUUGCUGCCACUAAGCCCAAAGUUGUGUGAAAAAACAUCGAUGGUGGCCCACAAACCAUCGAUGGUUCCGAUGAAUGGCAAACAUCGAUAACAUCGAUGACUCACUCGAUGUUUCUGCACCUCUAUGAUGAGGACAUGAAUUUAUCUUUCUCGGACAUUGAAAGGCAUUGAGAAAGCUCAUCGCAGAACUCCAAUGUUCCCAGCACGCGGAAGGUCUGGAAGGGUAAGAGCUAUUGAGAUCAAAGACUUGUUGAAUGAUUUUACUAAUAUAUUUUGACCUUUGUAAAACAGAUGCCAAUCCGCACAAGAAAAUGAAGUACGAACAGCACGAAAACGAAGAGAAUCUACGGCGCUGUUCUGUGGCUCUACUCGAAUUCUAUAAAUCGAGAUGUGUAAAGACGCGCAACAAAGCUUUAUACUUCCAACCAGAUAUAUCUUGUGUGCCCGAUUCGCCCGUUUGGUACUCCUCACAGGCGCUUAGCCCGGAUGCAUUGCAGCGAAUGCUGCAUCGAGUGAAGAUGAUUCAUGGAAUCAACUAACCCUAUUGACAACUUAAUGUAUAGUUAGACAGACCGACGAUACACGCAUACACAUUGUAUGUGAAAGGAUUAUUAAAAUAAACUAUACAGAUAGAUACAGUGUACAUAGAGCAUGUGGGCGUUAACAACACAAUACUCGAACCAUUUCCAGAUCAGCAAACGUGAUAAUAUUUACUUAAUAUAUACUUAACCUACCUACUCUUAAUAUAUUAAUAUACUAUAACUUGUAUAUACUACUAAAUUAUACACAUAUAUGUACAUAUGUAUGUAUAUAGAAAGUACUCACUCCUUAGACAGACUUGAAAUUAUUCCAAUUUAAAGAAUUAGAAAUGUCGAGAAAUUUCUAUUUAUUGUGAAUAAGUCAGGUGAAAUAUAAUAUAUUCAGAAGACAGCAAGAUACCAAAUUCAAUGCUUUAUUGAAAACUUAUGACCUUUUCGUUAAGGGUAUAGUUGCAGAGCAGGUUCUUCAGCGACUUGAAGAAAUUUGUCAACGGACUGUUUCGCUGAAGACCCAAAACAUCGCCGGGCAUCGGCUGCAGCUCAUGGCGCAUCGCAGAACUCCAAUGUUCCCAGCACGCUUAAGGUCUGGAAGGGUAAGAGCUAUUGAGA
Molecule: messenger RNA, 1716 nt
Organism: Drosophila sulfurigaster albostrigata
Lineage: Eukaryota; Metazoa; Arthropoda; Insecta; Diptera; Drosophilidae
Product: zinc finger MYM-type protein 4-like
Exons: 2
Coding region: 823-1107 (94 amino acids)
Source: RefSeq, a predicted model, not a curated record